AUGGAGUUCGAGGCAGGUAAGAAAGUGUUCCUGAAAGUGGCGCCGAUGAAGGGUGUCCUGAGAUUCGGGAAGAAGGGUAAGCUAAGUCCGGAUUUUAUAAGGCCAUUCAAGAUCUUGGAGCGAGUCAGCUCUGUGGCUUACCGUUUGGCCUUUCCACCAUCUCUCUCUAUAGUCCAUAAUGUCUUUCAUGUCUCCAUGCUGAGGAAGUAUUUAAUGGACCCGUCUCAUGUGGUGGACUUUGAGCCCUUGCAGCUGAAUGAAAACUUGAGUUACGAGGAGAAGCUUGCGCAAAUUGUGGCCAGGGAGGUGAAAGUUUUGCACAACAAGGAGGUGCCACUGGUGAAGGUUCUGUGGUAG
Molecule: messenger RNA, 357 nt
Organism: Benincasa hispida (wax gourd)
Lineage: Eukaryota; Viridiplantae; Streptophyta; Magnoliopsida; Cucurbitales; Cucurbitaceae
Source: RefSeq, a predicted model, not a curated record